AUGCUGUUUGGUCGCCCAGAGAUUAUUAUCAAUUCUCUGAUUCAGGAGGUGAAUAAAAUUCCUGACCCCACAGCGGAAAACUUAACUUCCAUCAUAGAUUUCGCGCUCGGCGUUCGGAACCUGGUUGCUACAAUGCAAGCCAGCAACAUGGAGGAACACCUACGCAAUAUUUCGGUUUUGCAAGGGUUAGUUGAUCGACUGCCGCCAAUGAUACAACUAAACUGGGCAACAUUUCGUUUAGGGUUGCAGCAAGCCUCGUUGUUGGAUUUCAGUGAAUGGCUAUAUAAAUUAGCUGAAGCAGCCAGUGUGGUCUCGCCUUCAUCGAUUGCUGGGGCAGCUGGUAAACCUAGGCGUGGUCGAAAGGACGAUGGUUUUCUAAACACGCAUUUGGGAAACUCAAGCAACGACUUCGAUGAUGACUGUGGAUCCUCGCUGACUUUGAUCGAAGAAAGUUUAGCGGCUGAGCUCAAGUUAAAGGGGGAAAAGCACCCAUUAUGCCUCAGAUGGACUGCUGACACUUGUCGCUACGAAGAGUCAGCAAAAAGAGUAGAGGUAAAUGAAUCAGGAACAAGGAAUCAGAAAAGCAAACGUCGUCUUACUGACGUUUAUACAGUGAAAGAGCUAAAGCUACCCGCCCAAUCCUUAUCGAUUGAAAAAUUGUCGGCAAGCCACAGCCAUCUGCGAGGAAUACCCGUAGACUCGUACACCAAUGUACGACCUCGUAUUCUGAUAGGUAUGGACAACAUUCGAAUCAUACACCCGUUAAAAUACCGGGAAGGUAAAGAACACGAACCAAUUGCCGCCAAAACGAGGUUGGGAUGGCUGAUAUACGGAACUUGUCUAGCAUUCACUAAAGCGAAAGAAAAAACUGCCCCGUAUAGUUAUCACAUCUGUGCGCACUCCUAUAGUGAGAAUAAUAGUAGUGAUGGCGACCUUAACGUCGCGGUAAAAAAUUAUUUUGCUCUUGAAAGCCUCGGAAUCUAUAAACCAAACAUUCUUCCUACGUCCGACGCUGACAACCGCGCAAUGAACAUUCUUCGUACUACGACAACCUACCAAGAUGGGCGUUAUCAAACAGGGCUUCUGUGGAAGUUUGAUGAUAUAAGACUUCCCAACAGUAAACCUAUGGCCUUACAAAGGCAUGUCUGUCUUAUGAAAAAGAUGCAUCGUGAACCUCAGUUGGCAAAAGCACUACAAGACAAAAUAGCCGACUACUUAAAAAAAGGUUAUAUCCGUAAGCUCUCACCUAAUGAAAUCACAGCGCCGAUGGAUCGUGUGUGGUAUUUACCUAUAUUCCCGGUCUUUAAUCCAAACAAACCGGGAAAAAUGCGAAUUGUGUGGGACGCGGCCACAACAGUCUCGGGUAUUUCGCUUAACUCAGUCCUUCUAAAAGGACCAGAUUUAUUGACAUCCUUGCCAUCAGUGCUGUACAAAUUUCGCGAGCGACGGGUGGCUAUAAGCGGUGAGAUCCGCGAAAUGUACCACCAGGUAUUAAUAAAUGAUAGCGAUCAGCAUUGCCAACGCUUCCUAUGGUGUGAUGGACAGACAGAGAAAACUCCUUGCGAAUAUGCUAUGAGAGUCAUGACCUUCGGGGCAACGUGUUCCCCUGGCACUGCUCAGUUCAUUAUGAACAAAAAUGCGACUCGGUUCGAGAAGGAUUAUCCAGUGGCGGUAGAUGCAAUUCGACGGCGACACUAUGUGGAUGAUAUGCUCGCUAGCGUAGAUACAGAAGCUGAAGCUAUUGCACUGGCUAAAGGAGUGCGCUACGUGCACCAACAAGGAGGAUUCGAAAUGAGAAAUUGGAUAUCCAAUUCACCUACCGUGUUACAGGCUCUGAAGGUCGGCGCCUCGGCUGAAAAAUGUCUCGAUAUGGAUACGCAGCUCGGUUUCGAAAAGGUAUUGGGAUUGUGGUGGGAUACCUCUAACGAUGUUUUUCAGUUCAGACUCUCUACGGAUCGAUAUUAUGACUUGCUUCACGGGCACAAACAUCCCACCAAGCGAGAAAUUUUACGCACGCUUAUGUGUGUUUACGAUCCUUUAGGACUAAUUGCGAAUUAUUUGAUGUUCCUCAAAACACUUUUGCAAGAAAUUUGGCGUACCGGGACAGAAUGGGAUGAACCGAUUGGAGAAAAACAACUCCAAAAAUGGAGAAUAUGGCUACGGUUGCUACCACAAGUGGAAUCAAUACGGAUUCCCAGGUGGUACGGCUCCCCACAGUGUUCAGGAUCAGGAAAAGUAGAGCUACAUACCUUCACUGACGCCAGCGAAACUGGAUUCGCGGCUGUCUCAUACCUGCGAUUUGAGGAAAAUAACCGCAUUCACUGUGCUCUGUUGAGCGCCAAAACACGCGUAGCACCACUGAAGUUCGUAUCUAUUCCUCGUCUUGAGCUUCAAGCAGCAGUCGUUGGAACACGGCUCGCCAAUAGUUUACAAGAAAGUCACACAAUUAAAAUAACACGUCGCUACUUUUGGACUGAUGCUCGCGAUGUCAUGUGUUGGCUUCAUUCAGAUCACCGUCGCUACUCACAAUUUGUCGCUUACCGUGUUGGUGAGCUACUUGAAUCAACUAAUCUCUCCGAAUGGCGGUGGGUGCCGAGUAAGUUGAAUGUGGCAGACGAGGGCACCAAAUGGCAACGUCUACCCGACUUGAGCAGCAGUAGUCGUUGGUUUCAAGGGCCUGCCUUUCUAUGGAAGUCACAAGCAAAAUGGCCAGUAACUCCGUCCGAAUUCGAAACGACAACUGAAGAGAUUCGCUCAAAUCUACUGCACCAUUCGGAACUAAAUCACGGUAGUCUAGACGCAGGUUAA
Molecule: messenger RNA, 2808 nt
Organism: Wyeomyia smithii (pitcher-plant mosquito)
Lineage: Eukaryota; Metazoa; Arthropoda; Insecta; Diptera; Culicidae
Exons: 2
Coding region: 1-2808 (935 amino acids)
Source: RefSeq, a predicted model, not a curated record